Molecule: messenger RNA, 1809 nt
Organism: Pseudopipra pipra
Lineage: Eukaryota; Metazoa; Chordata; Aves; Passeriformes; Pipridae
Gene: PROK1
Product: prokineticin 1
Biological process (GO): endothelial cell proliferation
Source: RefSeq, a predicted model, not a curated record
CCUGGAGGGGGCACACGGUGGAAAAAGCCCCGUGUGAAACCCAUUUGCCUCCCCCGGGCCAAGGGGGGCUGAUCCUCUCCCCAGACUUGCUCUCAAACCACCAAAAUGUCCUGAAUUUCGGUGGCAGGAAGGGCCGGCUCUGGUUUCCUCCGCAGUACAGAUUCAGGUCUUACCUGCUUCUUCUGGGAUCAUCAGGGGAGGAAAAAAAGCCCGGGAUGGUGGAGCUGGAGGGGUUAUAAAGGGUGUGAGGUGUGAGGCUGCUCAGAAUUCCAGCACCAUGGGCCGAAUCCUGCAGCUCCUCUGCUUCCUCCUGCUCCUCCAUUCCUGCCCCUGCGCCGUCAUCACUGGGGCCUGCGAGCGGGACCCUCAGUGUGGCCGCGGGACCUGCUGUGCCCUGAGCCUGUGGCUGAGGGGGCUGCGGGUCUGCACCCUGGGCCGGGAGGGGGACGAGUGCCACCCCUUCAGUCACAAGGUCCCUUUCUUUGGGAAGCGCCAGCACCACACCUGCCCCUGUCUGCCCAACCUCCUGUGCUCCAGGUUCCUCGACAGCCGCUUCCGCUGCUCCGGCCACUUCAAAACCAUCCAUUUUUAGGGGGAUUCUCCCUAAAAACCCACCCAUGAGCCCACAGCACCCGUGUCUUGCCCUUUCCCGUGGCUGUCAGGUGCCCACAGAGCACCAGGCAGCCUCAGAGUGCUUUUCUGAGAUGGACAGUGUUGUUUUGAGCUGUUCUGGGGGGAAUCUGAGGCCAAGCUGCUCCAACACGUGGCUCAGCAAAGCUCUGCCCCAGCAAAGCUCUGCCCCAGCAAAGCUCUGUCCCAGCAAAGCUCUGCCCCAGCCCAGAGCAGGAUCCGGCUCCAGCAUCCUCUGGAUGCCCCUGGAUCGAGGGACAGUGCCUGGCAAAUGCCUGGGGCCUCACAAAUCCCUUUUCCCCAAGCUGUUGGCUCCAUGGCCUGGAUGCUUCCAGGGAGUUCCCACCUCCCUGCUUUGUUUUAUCCAGCAAAAGUCAAGGAUGGGGAAAUUUGAGAAGUGAAAGUAGAUGCCAAGCAGCCAAGAGCUUCCUCCCAUGUUUUUUAAUCCUGGCACAGGAUAAAUUUUGGGAUGUGAAGCUGAGCAGCAGCAUCUCAUGUUCCAGAGCACCUGCAGGGCUGGGGGAGACGCAGUUUAACCUAUCUCAUAUUUUUCAGUUGUGAAAAACAAAAAUCAAAGGGGCAGAAACUUCGUUUUGUGGGGAAGUGGAGCAUUUUGAUCAACACCCAAAACCUGCAGCUUGUGCCCAAACUGUCCCAAAUCCAAACCCUCUGCAGCAUCCUCAGAGCUGCUUUGUCUCUGCAAUUCCCACUGGAUAAAUCAGCUCUGUAAGGAUGGUUCCCAUCGUGACACUGCCCAGUUGGGGCUUAUCAGGAUGAUCUAAUCUGACCCACAAUUCGAUCAAAUCCAUACCAAAUAGCUGUAGGGAAUCAAGGAAUGGCUUUUCCCAAAGUCCAGGCAGGAAGAGGCUGAAGCAGAGCUGGUUGGAGCCGUGUUGUGCCAGAUGUGGGGCUGGGAUGUAGGGAAAGGUUUUCCAGCCUCGGCAUCUCCCUGAGGUUCAGGCACUGUACGAGGUUUUGGGGGUUCUCUUUCUGUCAGGUGAAUUUGAGAGGAGAAUGGGACAUUAAAGGUCAUUAAAGUGCUAAAAGUGAUUUUGGACACGUGUUUUCAGUUCUGCUCUGAAAUACAGUGUGCAAAAUUCAUGUGUUGCUUGAGUUUCCUGGUUCCAACAGCAACCCCUGGGUGCAAUAAAGACAAAUAUUAAAGAAUAAUAGACAGCA